Messenger RNA from Halichondria panicea, 1874 nucleotides. RefSeq names its product serine/threonine-protein phosphatase 6 regulatory ankyrin repeat subunit B-like. NCBI's taxonomy places the organism in Eukaryota, Metazoa, Porifera, Demospongiae, Suberitida, Halichondriidae. Gene Ontology annotation, cellular component: cytoplasm; nucleus. The transcript has 8 exons. The record is from RefSeq and is a predicted model, not a curated record. Gene Ontology annotation, molecular function: protein binding. Bases 73 to 1794 code for a protein of 573 amino acids.
GGGGCUCUUUAAUCGGUUGCUUUUCGCACCCGCAGAACAUUUUGAAGACAGAAGAGGUGGCAUGUACAUGAGAUGAGCUUCUACAGUUCAACAGUGAGCAGCUUCUCCAGUGGUUCAGACCUGACAUAUGGUGAGGGAGAGUUUGGAGAUAGUGACCAGUCUUCUACCAUUGCAGGAAGUUCCAACCCCAGCCAGUCAGAGAGUGUGAGUCAUAUACAAAGAUCCUCCCAAAGCUCACUCAAGUCGUCCGCAAGCUAUGAGAGUAGCAGUGCCGAUCCGAGUUACCAUAGCGAUAAGCAAUCAAGCGAGUCGGGUAGUGAGUUCGGUGCCAAUGUGAGUGGGUUUGCUGAGAGCUCCAGUGGUAGAAGCAACGUCAGCUCUAUUGUCAGUGACUCUGAUGAAGAAGGGAGUAAUGAGGAUACUAUAACUGAAGAUUCAGAAAGCUCGGGAGAUGAUCUCUCUGUGGAUAGCGUACCGAGCUCUCGGCAGAGCAUUGCAUUCAUAACGGAGCCUAUAGGGGGGAGGGAAGAGCUUCGAACACGAUUUGCCACCCCCAAACAGAAACAAGAGCCUAGUUUGAUUCAGUCUGUCAAAACGGGGGAUAUUUCAAAAGUUAGACAAAUCUUGAGAAGUGGUUCAGAUACUAACACGACCGAUUUCAGUAACCGAACUGCACUGCACGUUGCGUGUGCAUUUGGACGUCUUGAGAUGGUCAAGCUUCUUAUAUCCAAAGGUGGGAAUGUGGAUACCGGUUCCUUGUCAGGAAAGACAGCUCUCCAUGAGGCUUGCAUUGGCGGCCAUUACCAUGUGCUCAUGCUGUUGAUAUCAGAAGUGGCUGAUCUGGAUGUAGUGGACAAGAAAGGCAUGUCCGCUGCUCACUACUGCGCCCUCAACGGAGAGGUGGAAUGUCUCACACUCCUCUCUAACCAGGGCUGUGACAUCUGCCUGGAGGACAGUGAGGGUCGCACAUGUGUCCACCUGGCUGCCCUGCAUGACCAUCCCCAAAUCAUUCAGUGCCUCCUUGACAGAGGCAUGGAGUUGGACAUGGCCGAUAGAGAGGGGAGGACCCCUGCUCAUUAUGCUGCUCACCAUGGCAACCUGGAAAGCUUGAGGUUACUAGUCAAAAAUGCUGUGGACAUUUCUAUUGGAGACAAGGAUGGAGUCCUCCCUGUACAUGAAGCAGCCGCCCAUGACAAACCAGAGUGUUUCAAGUUUCUCCUGAAGAAUGGUGCCAAAAUGUCAGACAAAGACAACAAUGGGAGAACACCUUUGCACAAGGCUGCUCAAAGUGGGGGAAUAGUUUGCCUUCAUUUCAUACUGGAGAAGCCAAUCAAUCCUAACAUCACAGACAAGGGAGGUAACACACCCCUCCACAUGGCGGCCAUGUGUGGCAUGUCUGAGUGCUUCUACUGUCUCUUCCAGCACGGGGCUAAUCAUACCCUCCUCAAUGAGAGGGGGGAGUCCCCUCAUGAUGUUGCUAAGAGGCAUGGAAAGUCGAAAGUUAUCAGCCUAGCGUUUGAGGGUGCUCGAACAUGUCUCAAGUGUGUUGAGAAGGCAGCCUGGCAGAGUUUGCAGGACUCCACUCCACCAUCUCCCCUCCACAACCGACUGGAGACCAGCAAGACCACUCUCUUCCUCCACCCCACACUAUCCCCUGCCUCAAGGUCUCUGUCAGUGUUAAAAAAGUCGAGUUCCAGGUCUGUGCCCGGCAUCUCCUCAGCCAGGACACACUCCAGCCCUGCCCCACUGUCCAAGAGAUCACUAGCCACCAAGUACUAUGGACCUGUACUGUAGAUAGACAAUAUAGAAAAAUGUGCUGUGUAACACGAUACUGUCCUCAUUGUUUUCUUAGAGUCGAUCCACCAUAAAAAUAA